Messenger RNA from Lasiosphaeria miniovina, 1701 nucleotides. RefSeq lists its product as uncharacterized. Gene Ontology annotation, biological process: GPI anchor biosynthetic process. Lineage: Eukaryota; Fungi; Ascomycota; Sordariomycetes; Sordariales; Lasiosphaeriaceae. Gene Ontology annotation, cellular component: Golgi membrane. The record is from RefSeq and is a predicted model, not a curated record. Bases 1 to 1701 code for a protein of 566 amino acids. The transcript is spliced from 4 exons. Gene Ontology annotation, molecular function: glycosyltransferase activity.
AUGAAUAUGACGGAUCUGAUCAAAAGCUCAAAAGCUCAGGGGAAGCAACCUAGAAGUACGAAACAAUCAAUCGUCUUGUCCAAUCCCGACCGCGCGCACGAGAUUUUGACACCCCAGCAGCAUCGUCGCCUCUUCGCGCUCACCUCGCCUCCGGCUGUUGCGGGCUCUCGGAGACUUGUCGUCGCCUGGCACGAGGACGGAGAAAAGCGCGAAAAGCACAGACCAAGCUCUGCCAUGAGGUGGCGCCCCCUCAACGUCGCGAGCGUCGUGUCGCCACGGGCGGUGCUCACGCUAGCGGCGAGCGGCACGCUAUGGCUGAUGAUCUUUGUCUACCACAACCACGCUCUCUGGCGUGACCCGCAUGGUGCUUAUUUCCACAGCGAAAAUGCCUUUGACCUGGGCUAUUCGCGCGUGCGUCAGGAAGAGGCUCGCGCCUUUCUCCACCAGUACUCGCGUGACCCGAGUUCAAGCCCAAACCCAAGCUCAAGCGCAAACCCAAGCUCAAACUCGUCGAGCACCGAAGGCCUAAACGCAGCCUCGGCGCCGCUGCACGCCGGCGACCACCCCGCGCUCUGCGCAGCCUUCAUCACCAUGCGCCGCACCCACCCCGACGCGGCACACUACUUCCCCGACUCCAUCGGGUCGAUGCUCGCGGGCCUGUCUCCGCGGGAGCGCGCGGCAGUCAACCUGACCAUCGUGUUCGGCAACGUAGCCGGCGACGCGCAGCACGCCGACUUCGCAGCCGCGUACCCGUGGCUGCCGGCGCUGGUCGACCGCUACGGCGGGUACGAGGGCCUGUCGGACGGCGAGCUGGCCGAGCUGGCCCGCCUCGAGGAGGCGCGCGACUUCCAGCGUAAGGGCGUGCUCGACUACCUGUACGCCCUCGAGCGCUGCUACAACGACACGGCCGCGCCCUUCGUUGCCGUCUUCGAGGACGACAUCGUCUUCGCCGCCGACUGGCUGGCCCGCACCCUGCUCGCCCUGCAGCGCCUGGCCACAGCCACAGCCCCCGCCGGCUCCGACCCCUGGCUGUACCUGCGCCUCUUCUACAGCGAGACGUACAUGCUGUGGCUGUCGGGCGACGACUGGUGGUACGGCCACCUGUGGGUCACGCUGCCGCUGGUCAGCGCCGCGUCGGCCGCCGCGCUGCUGCUGGCCCGCCGCGUGCAGCGCCGCGUGCCGCUCGACGUGGCCACCGUGGUGGUGCUGUCGGUCGUCGUGGCGCCGGCGUUUACCGUGCUGGCCUUCAUGGCCGGCAAGUACAACCUGCCCAUGUAUGCGCUGCGCGACGGCGGGCUGCUGAACCACAAGGCCAUCCUGAACAUGGUCGGGCGGGUGGACGACGCCGGGGUCGUGCCCAUGGACGCCCAGGGCUGCUGCUCGCAGGCGCUGGUGUUUGACCGCCGCCGCGUGCCGGACCUGGUGCGCGUGCUGCGCGAGCGCGGCCGUGGCCAGACCGACCUGAUGAUCGAGGACUACUGCAACGACGCGCGCCACCCCAUGCACCGGUUUGCGCUCGGCGAGCAGGCUGUGCAGCACGUCGGGUUCGUGAGCAGCCGCGGCGGCGGCGAGGCGGGGCCCAAGAGCGUGUGGGCGUUUUACUUUGAGGAGAGCACCGUCGAGGAGCUGGAGCGCAGCAGGGCGAGUGCGCUGGAUCGGAUAGACUGGGGGUUGUUUGACAUGCUGCGGCGGGGGGGAUGA